GGGACGGAUCCCAGGGUGCUUGCAAACACGGAAUGUGAGGCCUCGGCCCGGUUGCUCCCGGAUCCCCGGCCCGCUCUCUACACGGGCCUGCGCCCGCUGCCGCCGCCCCCAGCUCGCCUGGAGGAGCCAGGGCAGCCGCGCCCUUCUGCUGUGUGCCCGCGUGGCCGCCGCCGCCCCUCGGAAUCCUCCGGGGCCGCCGAGGAGUUCGCUACGGAGGGAGGCGGGGGCCUUCGGGAGGAGGAGGCGGAGGAGGCGGAGGAGGAGGGAAGGAAGAUGGCGGCCGUGGAACUAGAGUGGAUCCCAGAGACCCUCUAUAACACCGCCAUCUCCGCUGUCGUGGACAACUACAUCCGCUCACGCCGAGAUAUCCGCUCCUUACCCGAGAACAUUCAGUUCGAUGUUUACUAUAAGCUGUACCAACAGGGACGCUUAUGUCAACUGGGCAGUGAAUUUUGUGAAUUGGAAGUUUUUGCUAAAGUAUUGAGAGCUUUGGAUAAAAGACAUUUGCUUCAUCAUUGUUUCCAGGCUUUGAUGGAUCAUGGUGUGAAAGUUGCUUCAGUCUUAGCCUACUCAUUCAGUAGACGGUGCUCUUACAUAGCGGAAUCAGAUGCUGCAGUAAAGGAAAAAGCCAUUCAGGUUGGCUUUGUUUUAGGUGGCUUUCUUUCAGAUGCAGGCUGGUACAGUGAUGCUGAGAAAGUUUUCCUGUCUUGCCUUCAGUUGUGUACUCUACAUGAUGAGAUGCUUCAUUGGUUUCGUGCAGUAGAAUGUUGUGUGAGAUUGCUUCAUGUGCGAAAUGGAAACUGCAAAUAUCAUUUGGGUGAAGAAACAUUUAAGUUAGCUCAGACAUACAUGGAUAAACUCUCAAAACAUGGCCAGCAAGCAAACAGAGCUGCACUCUAUGGAGAACUGUGUGCACUCCUAUUUGCAAAAAGUCACUAUGAUGAGGCAUACAAAUGGUGCAUUGAGGCAAUGAAAGAAAUCACAACAGGCUUACCAGUCAAAGUCGUGGUGGAUGUUUUAAGACAAGCUUCUAAGGCUUGUGUUGUAAAACGUGAAUUUAAGAAGGCAGAACAGUUAAUUAAGCAUGCAGUGUAUUUGGCACGGGAUCAUUUUGGAUCCAAACACCCAAAAUAUUCUGAUACACUGCUAGAUUAUGGGUUCUACUUACUCAAUGUAGAUAAUAUCUGUCAGUCUGUUGCAAUUUAUCAGGCAGCCCUUGACAUUCGGCAGUCAGUGUUUGGUGGCAAAAAUAUCCAUGUAGCAACAGCUCAUGAAGACUUGGCUUAUUCUUCUUAUGUUCACCAGUAUAGCUCUGGGAAAUUUGACAAUGCACUAUUUCAUGCAGAAAGAGCUAUUGGUAUCAUUACCCACAUCCUACCUGAAGAUCAUCUUCUUUUGGCUUCUUCAAAGAGGGUGAAAGCACUUAUUUUAGAGGAGAUUGCAAUUGACUGUCAUAAUAAAGAAACUGAACAGAGGUUGCUUCAAGAAGCUCAUGAUUUGCACCUGUCUUCACUCCAGCUAGCUAAAAAAGCUUUUGGGGAAUUUAAUGUACAGACUGCAAAACACUAUGGAAACCUUGGAAGACUUUAUCAGUCAAUGAGAAAAUUUAAGGAAGCAGAAGAAAUGCACAUCAAAGCAAUUCAGAUUAAAGAGCAACUUCUUGGUCAAGAAGAUUAUGAAGUAGCCCUUUCAGUGGGACAUCUGGCUUCUUUAUAUAAUUAUGACAUGAAUCAGUAUGAAAAUGCUGAGAAACUUUAUCUGCGAUCUAUAGCAAUUGGGAAGAAACUUUUUGGUGAAGGCUACAGUGGACUAGAAUAUGAUUACCGAGGUCUCAUUAAACUUUACAACUCCGUUGGAAAUUACGAGAAAGUGUUUGAAUAUCACAAUGUUCUGUCUAACUGGAACCGGCUGCGAGAUCGGCAGUAUUCAGUGACCGAUGCUCUUGAAGAUGUCAACACCAGCCCCCAGUCCACUGAAGAAGUGGUGCAGUCCUUCCUGAUUUCUCAGAAUGUUGAGGGACCGAGCUGCUGAGGGAGGACCUCAGUUAACUAAUUUACCUUUUCCCAGAUUCCAGGGAAUUCAUACUGUGAAAUCAAAAUCAUGUUGUUUUUUCGGGGCUGGAAUUUGCAUUGAAACACUGGUCCAGUCCAUUGACCCUAUUUGGGUGAUCCCUAUCUUGCAGAGUGUCCAUAGGAAUAAGCAUAUAUUCAGUUAUAUUCAGCAUGUACCGCAUGUGUAAGUAAUCUGGCCCAUAUUUUCAACCUAGUAGAACAAACAACAGGAAUUUUUUUUUUCUUUUUAAAAAAUAAUUCAUUUUGCAGAAAGCCUGAAAGAAAAGUAGAACCCCUAAAUAAAACUAUUUAAGAGUUUAAAAGAGUUGCAUUCUUAUUAUGUAAGGAUGAUUUUAACAACUUUUUAACAUAUAAUUCUUCCUUGAGGAGGUAUUCAAUACUGUAUUGUAAAGAAAUUUUAUGGGGAAAAUCUUUAUAUGCAGUAUAGAAAAGUUAACACAAGUACUAAUAGAAGAGGGACAUCCAGACUUAGGUUUGGCUACCUUACCCAGAGACGUGGAUACAACCACUCCAGAGCUCUGUUACAAGGGAAGGACUGUCAGAUUCAUCUGAACUGGACCAGUGUUGAUCUGUAAGUAACAGGAAAGCUGAUAAACCAGCAGUUCUAACUCUUUGGUUGUUUUGGUUUUGUUGUGUUUUUUGGGGGUACAAAAAUGCAAGAUGCUCUGAUAGCAUUUGCUAACAGGACCAGGAGGAUCUGAAAAGGACCAGCCUAAUGUAGAAAGGGGUUAUUUGGACCAGAAGCUUUAGAUUAUAUUUUAGCCCCUGCCUAUACUUUUAUCAGUAGAAUGAUUUCAUUUAGAUGUAUAAUGAAAAGUGAUCAUGCAAAAGUUAUAUUCAUGUAAUAGACACCAAACUAGGGGAAUUUGGCAAUUUCAGUGGCAUAUUUUAGUCAAGGUACACAGAUGGCAGUGCCAUAAGCAAGUCUAUAAAUAUCUGCUGCAGCCAUCUCCCUCAUUUUAAAUGUUACCCUAAUAAGCAACACAGUUAGCAAGUAUAUUGGCUAAGAGUCAUGAAAUAGCUCAUGUCCAGAUGGGAAUUAUAGGUUACUGUGUGGUUUAUGGGGAUUAAUGGAAAAAUGAAUUCCGAAAAACAGCAAGUCUUCUUAGAAAUCCUUCAUGUUUAUGGUAAAUAAUAGUGCAACUAGGUCAUUUUAUUUGAAAUUCAAGAGUCAAGUGGAAAGAUUCCCCUAAUGAUUUAUCUAUUUCACUAACUUGUCUUUCUGUUUAUUGGGUUUUGAUUUUUUUUAAGCCAGUCAGGUUAUUUGAUGUUGAGGUAAUGUUCAAAUUUGAGAAGUUGUGACAUGUAGCAAUCCAAGAAACAAAAAGGUCUUUUGCUGUUACCUCAGUUCUUAUUAUAGUGGCCUAUUUGGUGCCUCUAUAGUUAAGAAUCAGGGUUUUUCCCCCCUAUUUUCAGGGGUUCAUGACUUGGCUGUUAGAGAUGUUGCUCCUGGCUAAUGCUGGGAGUGGUCUGUGGGUGAGUGGAUGUGUGCUGAAUUUUGGUUUUCUUUUAACAGGCAUGUUGGGGUGGGAGGGGGAAAAAAUCUAAACUGUCCACCACAUUGACUACAGAAAAAGUAAUUGGAGAUUCCAGAUAAAUUUGAUUUUAAACACUUUUUUGGACUUCCUAAAUACAACCUUGUUUAAAACUGUUAUUUGCCGUCUUGUUAGUUAUGAGCCGGUGUUUUUAAGUCCCCAAGUGGGCAUUGACUAGGGGAGGUACCUAAAGAGAUGAAGCAAGCCCAGACCCUAAGAUUAUAGCUAUGUGAUUUUGAAACCUGGGUUUAAUCCUCAAAUUGAAUUAUUUUUAAUUUUGAAAAGAGUACAUUGGCACACCUGCACCUCCCCCUUCCAGUUUAUUACAAUCUAAUGCCAAGAGGCACCUCUUUAUUAAUUACCAAAUAGUCUGUGUGACCAAGGACUAACAUUUUUAAGUUACUCAGCUCUAUCCUCAUGGGCCUAUAUAUUUAAUACCUCCAAAGAUACUUUAAGGAUAGGCUUUGUACACUUUUGUUGGUUAUUUAGAGUCCUGUGGUAUGUUUGUGGUAUAGGAAUGUCAUGGUAAAUUGUUUUUCAAUAAAUAUUUUGAAACUUAUGUUUUCAUAUGAAGUUUUUUUUUUAAUCUAUAUUUUUGGUUUUGUGCACAUGUAGCAUUUCCUAGGAUAAAAUCAAGCAAAUGACUUAAGGCCUCAUCUUCUCUAAUUCAGUCUGAACUCAGCUUAGCUCACUCAGUGAUAAAGCAACAUGAUAUUUAGAAGCCUAGGAUCACAGGGUGAUAAUAUUAAAUGGCUGCCAGUUUUUCUUAAAAAAAAAAAAAGUCAUUAUUGGUAGUUCCCCCUUAUUGCCACUGCUUUAAUGUAGUUUUCUGUAAAUCCAUAUACUUUGACUUAAUGCGGACACUCUAGGUUGAAAAGAGAGAUUGCCAGUUUCUGUUAGUGAUAUAACUUAAUGUGCUAUUAUUUCUGGUUUUAAUGAAGAAUAAUACCCUAAUAAUUUUUAAGUGUGGGAUUUAUCCUUUCAGUAGGGAUGUUUAGGAUAAGUUAGGGAGGUAAAUAUCAUCAUGAUUUUUGGGGUUAGACAAAAUCUCAAAGCAAAGAAUAAAAUUACCUCACAAUAGCCAGUUGCUUGAACAAACUUUUUAUAUAUGGUGGGGUUGUGUGUCAGAAAUCCUAGACCAACUUAAAAGAUUUUUCUGGAAGUUCAGCAAAGUAAUAUUAAAUAAGGGGCCUUUGGUCUCAUCCUUUCCUGGCUUUCAUUUUUUCUCUCUUACCCAGUCUUUUUGCUAAAGUUUGGUGCUACUCAAGUUGGGUGCAUCAGGGAGCCCCGUAACAUUCGUGAGCCACACAGGUGGUCGGUCACUCCUACAUUCAGUUUAGGAGAGCCAGUUGGGUUUUUUAGACCAUAAUUUUUAUGGGUCCCCAAAGCUGACUUUGCCUGAAGCAUUAAGACCCUUAUUAUCAUCAAAUUUUGCCUCUGUUCAGCAAAAAAUGAACUCAUUAUUGCUUUGGGGUAAUCCCCACACAGGUGUGCUUUCACUUGUGAAAAUGAAAGAUUUGACAAAGACCUUUGUUCUUAGCCUGUUAGAGAAGGGUUCAUAAUAUUGUGAAAACCAGGUCCAGCGGCUGCAAUCAUAAAUAAUGAGAGUGCCAUCUGGCUGCGCCUUAUAGUGCAGACAGAAUGCUGAACAGUAAACACAUGCCUAGAACAUGAUUGAAGCUUUUGGCCAUACUUUACAGAUUGAAAGAAUGGUUUGCUGAGUAGCAGGUAGAGGCUUUCACCGCUAUCCAAAAGUAGAGCGUUCCCAUGAAACCUCUUUAAGCCAAAACAGGUGAACAGCAGAGAGGCAGUUACCUUAGGACAUGUCUUGCUAAUGGAUGCACAAAAUAAAUUGAGAUAAUGCACAGAAACUCGCACAGUUGUGGCUUGAAGCUGAGAUACUGAGCGUAGUUCUAGGGGAGGAGCUUGGCAGUGCCACUCUCGCUCAGGGUGCCACUGCCUCUAUAACAGCUGUCUGCAAAACAAGCGCUGCAUGCUAAUUUUGCUUUUCACCUUUUUUCGUAAGAGUGAAGAUCCUUUUGGAUUUUUUUUGGUUAGCAAAAACAGGUGCUAAUGUAGGUCUUUCAUAAAAGCAGAGUAGCAUAAAGUGAACUUUCAGAAAGCGGAGGAUACCUGUAUUAACUGCUACUCAGUUUUGUUGGUUUUUUUCCCCUGAAUUUGUAGCCUUGCUGCUUCCAAACUGUUCUUUUUCUGGAUGGCAAAGUUACUACUGGAAAAAUACUUAUUUAUAAGUAAAAACGUUUUUAAGAGUUUUAUUUUUGCUUUAAUAAUUAACAUGUAUAUUUCACCUCUUGGCUUUGGAGGACCUCAGUUCUUGCUAGAAAAUUCCUUUUUUUAUCUGACAUUUGAAUUAAUCUCCAGCUUGAACACUAGUAGUUGUAUUGUCCACAGAUCUCAGGAAUGUUUUAGGCAGAAAACUGGUUUUACCCUGUUGGUGAUCUGAAGGAGUGUGCUUUGGCAUUUUUUAAAAUAAUGCUAUUCUUUAAUUACAGUCCUAGGCAUCUAUAGCAUGAGUGGCCUUAGUGAGUUUUUUGAAGUGCACAUUUUUUUUUCAAAAGUAAAAUUUAAGAUUAAAAAUAUAUGCUAUAUAUAGGUAUCUAGAAAACUUGGUUUGUGGUGCACAAGUGUUGGAUCACUAAAUAACUUUGCAGGUACCAUUUGUGUAACAUUACUCAUUUCUGUAGAUUUCUUUUAUGGGAAGAUAUGUUGCCAUGGUAACUAAAACUUUUCAAUUUAGUUCCACUUUUAUGAUGUGAAUGAAUGCUAUGUUUUAUUAAAUAUUACCAGGUCAGUACUAUUUUUAUACUUUACUAAGCAACAGGGGAUUUUAGUUUAAUAGACUCAAAAAUCUCUUAAUGAAACAAAAGCAAAUCACUGUCAAUUCUUUACAUGAAAAUCCCCACUAAUAGUGCCACAGUAAUUUCUAUAGAAAUACCUAAGGUCAUUGAUAGAUUUUUUAAAGGCAGUUAAUUCUUCAUUGUGUCAGAAUGACCUUUCAUGUCAUCCUCAUCACAAACUUGUAGUGCCCACCAUUAUUUGUAACCAUUAAACCAUACUAAGUAUGUUUGUAAUCAGCAUUGUGAUAUAUUCUGUACUUGUAUUGCUAAAAAUGAAUUAUUGACUUAAUAAAUAUAGUGUUCCUGCA
This is a messenger RNA of Aethalodelphis obliquidens (Pacific white-sided dolphin), 6773 nucleotides long. It is a transcript of the gene APPBP2, whose product is annotated as amyloid beta precursor protein binding protein 2. Gene Ontology annotation, biological process: proteasome-mediated ubiquitin-dependent protein catabolic process; intracellular protein transport. The coding region runs from base 274 to 2031 and encodes 585 amino acids. Gene Ontology annotation, cellular component: Cul2-RING ubiquitin ligase complex. NCBI's taxonomy places the organism in Eukaryota, Metazoa, Chordata, Mammalia, Artiodactyla, Delphinidae. Gene Ontology annotation, molecular function: protein binding; ubiquitin-like ligase-substrate adaptor activity. The record is from RefSeq and is a predicted model, not a curated record. The transcript is spliced from 13 exons.